Messenger RNA from Sitophilus oryzae (rice weevil), 1690 nucleotides. RefSeq names its product calpain-A-like. The record is from RefSeq and is a predicted model, not a curated record. Gene Ontology annotation, biological process: proteolysis. Gene Ontology annotation, cellular component: cytoplasm. The transcript is spliced from 9 exons. Gene Ontology annotation, molecular function: calcium-dependent cysteine-type endopeptidase activity. NCBI's taxonomy places the organism in Eukaryota, Metazoa, Arthropoda, Insecta, Coleoptera, Curculionidae. The coding region runs from base 93 to 1421 and encodes 442 amino acids.
UAUAUUUGGUAUCAAAUCAGUACAAAAAUAAUUUUGCAUUGUGUGUUGUUUACAUUAUAACAGUUUAUUAAGUGAUUUUAAUUCUACGAAAAAUGGUUAAAGUAGUAAAAUUAUUCGAUCAAGAUUUUGAUCAAAUCAAAAAAGAGUGCUUGGAAUCGGGAUUUCUAUUUCAAGAUUCAAAAUUCCCAAACUUUUCUAAAAAAUAUCCAGAGUGUGAAAUAAAAAGGCCAGGGGAACUAUGUGACGAUCCACAUUUUUUCUUGAACAAAAUAUCGAGGUUGGACGUACAGCAAGGAGCUUUAGGUGACUGUUGGAUGAUAUCUGCUAUAGCCAAUCUAACUCAGCAUCCAAAAUUAUUCGAACGAGUUGUUCCAUUGGAUCAGCAUUAUGGAUCAGAUUAUGCUGGCAUUUUUCGCUUUAGGUUUUGGCAAUAUGGUAAAUGGGUAGAGGUAGUAGUGGACGAUCAGCUAUUAGUUGAAAAAGGUGAAUUAAAGUUUGCCAGAUCUACUAAAGAAGGAGAAUUUUGGAUACCCUUGUUGGAAAAGGCUUACGCAAAGUUAUACGGCGCAUAUGAUAAAUUAGAUGGAGGGGACCCAGGAAUUGCAAUGGAGGACUUCACUGGAGGUGUAGCUGAACAGUUUAAACUGGACAAACCUCCAACUUCUUUGUUUGAUAUUAUGAACAAAGCACACGUUAGAGGUUCCUUGAUAGCCAGUUGUAUCUAUGGUGAUGGUCGUGAAGCUAUAACAAGAAUGGGUUUGGUUAAGGGUCACGCUUACAGCAUUACCAAAGUUCACUAUGUGGAACAUUCCAGCCUUCCUGAAAGGGCUAAACUGAUACGUGUAAAGAAUCCAUGGUCGAAUGAAAUCGAAUGGAAGGGUGCAUGGAGUGAUGGUUCUAAAGAAUGGACGUCAAUACCAAAAGAGGAACGUCAAGAGCUAGGUCUGGUUUUUGAUAAUGACGGUGAAUUUUGGAUCUGCUACGAAGAUUUUCAAAGGAAUUUCAGCACCGCUGACAUAUGUCACUUGACGUUGGAUUCUUUGUCGUUGUUUCAAGAUGGCGAUAAGAGAAACUGGGUGAUAACAACAAUACAUGGUUCUUUUAAGGACAAAAAGAGUCAUGUUGUGACUCUAGCAGAUGUCGAUGGCAAAGAAGACAAAAAAUGUACCCUCGUAGUAGCCCUAAUGCAGAAAACCAAUAGCACAGAUAGACUUAGCUUUGACAGCUUUAUCACUUGUAUUAUUAAAGACUUGGCUAACAAGGAAGUGUUAGGAACUGAUCCAAUAAUCAACACGAGAGAAACCGUCCAAAGGCACGAAUUGUACCCUGGAAAGUACGAAAUUUUACCCACAAUUCAAGGAGAUGCUAAAGAAGAAUAUUUACUACAUAUAUUUACAGAAAAUCCCCACCAUAUUGAAUAAUAAUUAUUAUCUCUAUCUUGACAUUGUAUCAUUUUAUUCAUUAUUUAUUUUUUCUGUUUUUGUCAUCAUUAAUCGUUUUAUUUGAUUUUUACCAUAUAAUUAUUUUAUUUUGUACCCAUUAAACUUAGACCACCUUGUAUUUUGGACAGCUUGUGUAUUAGCUGUAAUAAUUAUUUGUCCCUUGUAUUUUGGACAGCUUGUGUAUUAGCUGUAAUAAUUAUUUGUCCCUAUAUAUAAAUUUUGUAAUACAAUAAUAAUACUUCCUUAUA